Messenger RNA from Aspergillus thermomutatus, 1566 nucleotides. Its product is annotated as putative C2H2 finger domain protein. The transcript has 2 exons. Lineage: Eukaryota; Fungi; Ascomycota; Eurotiomycetes; Eurotiales; Aspergillaceae. The record is from RefSeq and is a predicted model, not a curated record. The coding region runs from base 1 to 1566 and encodes 521 amino acids.
AUGGCAGACCACGUUAAGAUGACCGCGCUAACUGAUGUGCCUCCUCCUUAUUCGAAGGAAUUAUCCCUGUCCCGACCACUACCUCAAUCUACUCCCCGUCACCAUGCCCACUCCAUAUCCCUUGGAGCGGUCAAUCAUAAUCACCGUGUCACUCGUCGGAAGAGUGUCACCACCGCUGCUGCUGCUAAUGCCGCCGCCGCUGUGGUCGCCGCGUCCAUGAAGGACACCAAUGGGGAACCGAUAGGUGUGCCGAUGCCUUCUCACCGUCGAGGCAGCACCAGGAGGGGCCUGGAAUCCACUUCGGUCGGAGCUCUCUCCGGCUUCGGCCACUAUCUCUCCCGGAGCAUGAACAGCCCCAGCCAAGAACCCCCGGUCGCUCGCAAACCCUCGCCCAAUCAUCCCAACAACGGCGCCUCUUCCGUCGCCGCAGCUGGCGGCGAGGAGAGUAGUUCGGACAACAAACCCGUCAACACCAAGAGUCGAAACCGUCGGGCCAGCGAAGGAUCGCACUUGGUCAAAGGCGAAGGGAAGCGCGCCUUGGCGGAACUACGGUGCGAUCGCUGCGGGAAAGGGUAUAAGCAUGGCAGCUGCUUGUCCAAGCAUAUGUGUGUAUACUCCCCCCCAAAUGCCAUCCUGCCGUCUGGCUCGAAUCGGAGCAAUGCGCCAUGUCGGCUCUGUUGCAAGGUCGCCCUCGUGGUCAUUUCAGCUCCUCGCGUCUCCCAGUGGGAACAUGACCCGGCAUGGGCCAUUACUUCGAAGCUACUGAUCUCCAAGCAUCAGCAAGUUCAGCUGCUGGAGGCCGCGACCGUCCUGGUCAACAUGAACCAGGACGGCCCUUCAGAAGGUGCCGAAGCCGAAUCGGAGCUGUCAUCUGCGUCACCCGACACCUCGUCGGAGCUUCGCGACGGCAUCAGCUCGGCGGAAACCACCCCUCCUCCUAUGGAUGAGGACGACGAGGACGAAGAUGACAUGGAGAUGUCUGGCAUGCCCGUGUUCCCGAGCAAACGGUUCAGUGUCGGCAACGCGUCGGCUCAUUUUUCCCACUCCUACCAGUCUAUUCCCUCGAGCUCCUUCAACGGCAGUGCUCCCUUGCAUUCGCCUGCCUUUUCUCACUUCCGGCACUCAAGCAUCGACACCCGGCCCUCCACCGCCGAAGCCAAGUUGCACGAAGAUGACGAAGCGGAUUUGGCCGCUGCCAUUGGCCUCUGCAAUUUCGGAACGCCGCGCACUGGACCUGUGCCGAUGUCCCCUAGCAUUCCCCCGGUGCCGCCGCUCCCAUCUCGGUACCUCGAUCAAAGCAACGGUGCUGGCAGUACCAGUCAAAGCCUGGACCCUCCCGCUGCUGCCAAUAUCAAUCCGUCUCUCACCGAGUCCACCCCGAACAUCUUCCUCUCCGUAUCAUAUAACCCAUCGCUCUCCUACAAGGUCUCCGACGAGCGGGAAGUGAGAAUGGGUGAUGCGGAUCGCGUGCAAAGACAGAACCGCAAUGCCGAUGUUGACUUCAGCAACCGUCCCGCUCAUGCGGAUGACGAUGAUGACGGCGUCUUUGGUCGCAUGGAGGAGUAG